AUGGUGCCACACUGAGGAUGGCCGCUUCUGAUGGACGCCUAUAGUCGACUCUGAGAUUGCCUGAUGGUCCUGAGAAUAAUAACAAACGAUACUCCCCAUUCCACCUCCUUCAUGGAUAAACGUUGUCUGCCUAUUUCCCCGACGUUUUAGACGAAAUCUUGAUGUAAUUUUAAACCCUUUAAUACGAUCAGCUGAGCAAAUUCACUUGGAUUCCGAGUAACUUCCGAGUAACGUUACACUGUUUCGUAAUCAAACCGUUGAGAAUCAAACGCUAGGUUAGCUCGCGAGCUAUUUCCCUCGCACGUUUGGCUCUUUUUAACGCUUCCAGUUUUUAUUCCAGAGGUCGUUUUUUUUCGCCGAAACAGUUUUGGAUUGUCUGGAAAGGCGUUUUAAACAUUUAUUUAAGGGUGGCGCUGUUGAGUCAUGUCUGGGAUUGCUUUGAGUAGACUGUCACAGGAGCGCAAAGACUGGAGGAAAGAUCAUCCUUUUGGUUUUGUGGCAGUACCAACCAAAAACCCAGAUGGCACCAUGAAUCUCAUGAAUUGGGAAUGUGCAAUACCAGGAAAAAAGGGGACUCUUUGGGAAGGAGGACUGUACAAACUGAGAGUGCUCUUUAAGGAUGAUUACCCAUCUUCACCACCCAAGUGCAAGUUUGAGCCUCCAAUCUUUCAUCCAAAUGUCUAUCCUUCAGGCACAGUGUGUCUGUCCAUACUGGAGGAAGAGAAGGACUGGAGACCAGCCAUCACCAUCAAACAAAUACUGUUGGGCAUCCAGGAGCUCCUGAAUGAGCCCAACAUUCAGGACCCAGCGCAGGCAGAGGCCUAUACGAUAUACUGUCAAAACAGGAUGGACUACGAAAAGCGUGUGAGAGCACAAGCUAAGAGAUUCGCUCCUGCAUAGAGCGGCGCGUGCACAAUCUUCUAAAGAAAUUCUGCACAGAUGACCCAGAAUCCUUCACCAUUCAAUGGAAACCCCCCAAAAUGUAUUUGAGAUUUGUAAAGAUUUGUAAGAUUGUAAGGAUAAAGAUUUGUUCAAGCUGGCUUCAGCACAGAACUGAAUGAGA
Carassius carassius (crucian carp) is the source of this 1063-nucleotide messenger RNA. RefSeq names its product SUMO-conjugating enzyme UBC9-like. Gene Ontology annotation, biological process: protein sumoylation. Lineage: Eukaryota; Metazoa; Chordata; Actinopteri; Cypriniformes; Cyprinidae. The coding region runs from base 424 to 900 and encodes 158 amino acids. Gene Ontology annotation, cellular component: nucleus. The record is from RefSeq and is a predicted model, not a curated record. The transcript has 7 exons. Gene Ontology annotation, molecular function: SUMO conjugating enzyme activity.